Molecule: messenger RNA, 910 nt
Organism: Leptomonas pyrrhocoris
Lineage: Eukaryota; Euglenozoa; Kinetoplastea; Trypanosomatida; Trypanosomatidae
Product: ADP-ribosylation factor-like protein 1 (ARL-1)
Exons: 1
Coding region: 341-910 (189 amino acids)
Biological process (GO): intracellular protein transport; vesicle-mediated transport
Cellular component (GO): Golgi apparatus; cytoplasm
Molecular function (GO): GTPase activity; GTP binding
Source: RefSeq, a predicted model, not a curated record
AGUUUUCUGUCUGUUGCUUAGUUGUAUUGGAGUGUCUCGUCCGGGGUGUAUUUUCGUUCGUGUAGUUUUUUUGAUUGAAAUCGCGGUGACGGUUGCGGCUUAUCUCGAGGCACUGCAUUGCUGAUCCUCGUACGAUUUACAUGCAUCGGUGUUGUACGUAAUCACGCCCCACUCUGUCGUUCUUCUUGCACACGGCGCCGCGUAAAUCAUUCUGCGAAAUCGAGCGGUCCAUACGUCGUUCCGUAGACAGUCCUCCUUCCUUUGUGUUGCUGCGCCCUUGCUUCAGCUUGCACGGCUGCCGAGUUCCUAACCGCCCUUCCGUGUUGCUCCUUUUGCGGUGAUGGGCGCCUGGUUAACCAGUCUGCGGCAGGCCCUCGGUCUCCUGCCCGCAGAUCGGAAAAUACGUGUACUGAUGCUGGGUCUUGACAACGCAGGAAAGACAUCCAUCCUGUACCGCCUGCAUCUUGGCGAUGUGGUCACCACCGUCCCCACGGUUGGAGUGAACUUAGAAACCCUUCAGUACAAAAACAUCUCGUUUGAAGUGUGGGACCUCGGUGGUCAGACCGGCGUGCGACCGUAUUGGCGGUGCUACUUCAACGAUACAGAUGCGGUCAUUUACGUGGUCGACAGCACCGAUAAGGAUCGCAUGGGAGUGGCGAAACACGAACUGUUUGCCUUGUUAGACGAGGAUGAGCUGCGGAAAAGUCUUCUCUUGAUUUUUGCGAAUAAGCAGGAUCUCCCAGAGGCGGCAACGGAGGUGGAGAUUGCGGAGCAGCUUGGUGUGUCCUCCAUCAUGAAUCGCACGUGGACGAUUGUAAAGAGUAGUGCCAAGACGGGCGAGGGCCUGCUCGACGGAAUGGACUGGCUCGUCGAGAAGCUGCGCGAACAGGGGUUGACGAAUCAGCAGUAG